Molecule: messenger RNA, 2928 nt
Organism: Mus pahari (shrew mouse)
Lineage: Eukaryota; Metazoa; Chordata; Mammalia; Rodentia; Muridae
Gene: Cnot6l
Product: CCR4-NOT transcription complex subunit 6 like
Exons: 12
Coding region: 889-2541 (550 amino acids)
Biological process (GO): nuclear-transcribed mRNA poly(A) tail shortening
Cellular component (GO): nucleus; CCR4-NOT complex; cytoplasm
Molecular function (GO): protein binding; poly(A)-specific ribonuclease activity
Source: RefSeq, a predicted model, not a curated record
UAAGUGUUUAGAAAAUCAGUUUAACUUCUGGUUAGAUUCCAUGGCUUGAAUAGGAACAUGAAGUUAAUCGGACAAAUUAAAGCAUGAUUAUAGUGGGAUAUGUACCUAAUAAGGAAUUUUAACUAAUUUUGUCCUUAGAUCAUUGACAAAGAGAUUUCAACAAAGCAAACAUUUUUAAACACACAAACUGAGGUUUCUUACUAAUAUUUAAAUUAAAAGUUAUAAUGUGGCUUUAUUUUAGAGGACAUUCAUUAGUUAACCACACUAGUAGCUACUAUGUAGCUUUGAAAUCUCAUACUUACCUAUACUAUUAAAGACAUUGGGAGCAAUUGGAUGAUUUUGAGCAGGUUAGUAACAAAGUUUACAGUUUACUCAUUCUUUUUGCUGUGCUAGGGAUUGAACCUGGUCUUGCACAGGACAGGUGAACACCCUGAUUUCUGAAAUGUGUUUAAAGACUAUUAUAACCUGGACACUUGAAGAGGUCUUUAUAUGGGCUGUAUAGCCUGAUCACCAGCCUAAUCAAGCCUGAGAGGUGUAGCUUUCGCUCUUCAGCAGAGUCAAGCCUGAGAGAUGCAGCUUUCUCUCUUCAACAGAGAAGCUUAAUUUUGCAGCAUGUGGAGGCCACUACAGAGACCCACGGCUGAUGAAAAUCAGAAAGUGAGUGAGUGUGACGUGCCUAAAGCCGAUUGGUCUAUCUACAACCCCUACAUUUAAGGCUCAGGGAAAAUCGUAGAUGAUGGAUCAGAAAGAUGAUGAGAGCCCAGAGAACCAGAUUGCCUGCUGCAAGGACAUGACCCAGAAGCUGAACCAUGACAUCUCAACAAUAUGAUUACCUAAACAAGACCUGCAUAAUGACACCAUUCAACAUGUCAUUGUGGACUAAUAGGGAUGCCAAAGGAAAAAUAUGAUCCUCCAGAUCCUCGCAGAAUUUACACCAUCAUGUCCGCAGAGGAGGUAGCCAAUGGGAAAAAAUCUCACUGGGCAGAGUUAGAGAUUUCAGGUAGAGUGCGGAGCUUAAGUACAUCACUCUGGUCAUUGACACACUUGACAGCACUGCACCUAAAUGACAAUAACCUUGCUCGCAUUCCACCUGAUAUUGCCAAGCUUCAUAAUCUGGUUUACCUGGAUCUGUCAUCCAAUAAACUCAGAAGUUUACCAGCAGAGCUAGGAAACAUGGUGUCUCUCAGGGAAUUGCUUUUAAAUGACAAUUAUUUACGGGUGUUGCCUUAUGAACUUGGCCGGCUCUUCCAGCUACAAACUCUAGGUUUAACAGGCAAUCCUUUAUCACAGGAUAUUAUGAGCUUAUACCAGGACCCAGAUGGAACCCGAAAGCUACUGAACUUUAUGCUUGACAAUCUUGCAGUUCAUCCAGAGCAGCUUCCUCCGAGGCCAUGGAUUACAUUAAAAGAACGAGACCAAAUUCUGCCAUCAGCAUCAUUCACGGUUAUGUGUUACAAUGUGUUAUGUGAUAAAUAUGCUACCAGGCAGCUAUAUGGCUAUUGUCCAUCCUGGGCAUUAAACUGGGAAUACAGGAAAAAGGGAAUAAUGGAAGAAAUUGUUAACUGGGACGCAGAUAUCAUUAGUCUUCAGGAAGUGGAAACAGAGCAAUACUUUACUCUCUUUCUGCCAGCAUUGAAGGAUCGUGGAUAUGAUGGAUUUUUUUCUCCAAAGUCACGUGCCAAAAUCAUGUCUGAGCAGGAAAGAAAGCAUGUGGAUGGUUGUGCAAUAUUCUUCAAAACAGAAAAAUUUACAUUGGUGCAGAAGCAUACAGUGGAAUUCAACCAGGUAGCAAUGGCAAAUUCAGAUGGAUCCGAAGCAAUGCUAAACAGAGUAAUGACGAAAGAUAACAUUGGCGUUGCUGUGGUGUUAGAGGUUCACAAGGAGCUCUUUGGAACAGGUAUGAAGCCUAUUCAUGCUGCAGACAAACAGCUGCUUAUAGUGGCAAAUGCCCACAUGCAUUGGGACCCAGAGUAUUCUGAUGUGAAACUUAUUCAGACCAUGAUGUUUGUCUCAGAGGUUAAAAACAUUCUGGAGAAAGCCUCAAGUAGGCCUGGCAGCCCAACUGCAGAUCCCAAUUCCAUCCCGCUGGUGCUAUGUGCAGAUCUUAACUCAUUGCCAGAUUCAGGUGUUGUGGAAUAUUUAAGCAAUGGUGGAGUAGCUGACAACCAUAAAGACUUCAAGGAACUAAGGUACAAUGAGUGUCUUAUGAACUUCAGCUGUAGUGGAAAGAAUGGAAGCUCAGAAGGGAGAAUCACACAUGGCUUCCAACUUAAGAGCGCCUAUGAAAAUAACUUGAUGCCUUAUACCAAUUACACCUUUGAUUUCAAAGGUGUGAUUGACUACAUUUUCUAUUCCAAGACUCAUAUGAACGUGCUUGGUGUCCUGGGGCCUUUAGAUCCUCAAUGGCUGGUUGAGAACAACAUCACUGGGUGUCCACACCCUCACAUCCCUUCAGACCACUUCUCACUGUUAACACAACUUGAACUCCACCCUCCACUCCUGCCUCUUGUCAAUGGUGUUCACUUGCCUAAUCGGAGGUAGUGGAGUACAGCCCCCCAGAGACGGGGAUCUGUCGCUAUGGACCUGUACAGUUGUAAAUCAAAGUAUGUAGGAGUGAAGUAUGGCCAUCUUUAACGCUGCUUCUUCAGGUUCCUUUCACUAUGUGUUUGCUAUAAGACUUUGUAUAUUUUUGUGCAUACUGAUAUCAUUUGGCACUAGGGCUGGAACCAAAGUAUUACUGUCUGUCUCUAUCUAUCCAAAAGCUUAAUACACUUUAAAAUUGGAUUUAUUUUCCUAUUAUAUUAGGAACCAACAUUCACAAUUGAUAAAUCAUUAAUUUGAUACCCCAUACCAGUGUUGUUCUCUAAAAACAAAUACAUUCUUUAGAAUGUUUUCAAAUAAGCCAAUCAUUUUUGUAAAAGGUGAUUU